CCAGCCAUGUCCUCCAGCUCCCCGCCGGGCGAGCUCAAGAGCCGCAGCCUGGGCCGGCUGUCGCUGCCCAGGAGAGGCAGCAUGACGCCAGGCAAGAAGGCGGCGGCGCUGGAGCUGGCCGAGAGCGCCCCGAACGCCCACUACGCCCCGCUGGCGGCCGCGCAGGGAGGGCAGGCGCCCGCGGGAUGCGGCCCCGCGCCGGAGCGGGAGCGGGCGCCGCGCCUGCGAAGCGAGGUGCUGGUGGUGAGCGCCGACUGCCCGCGGCCCCCCGUCAGCCUGGACCCCCGCGUCUCCAUCUACAGCCUCCGCAAGCCCCUGCUGAGCCGCAGCAGCGUCCAGGGCAGGGUCUACAACUUCUUGGAGCGGCCCACGGGGUGGAAAUGCUUCGUGUACCACUUCACCGUCUUCCUUAUUGUGCUGAUAUGCCUUAUCUUCAGCGUGCUUUCUACAAUUGAGCAGUAUGCAGGUCUUGCUACAGGGACAUUAUUUUGGAUGGAAAUUGUAUUAGUGGUAUUCUUUGGAACAGAAUAUGUGGUUCGGCUAUGGUCAGCAGGAUGCCGCAGUAAAUACGUUGGAAUAUGGGGAAGGCUUCGUUUUGCUAGGAAGCCUAUUUCAAUCAUUGAUUUAAUUGUAGUUGUUGCUUCCAUGAUAGUUCUUUGUGUGGGCUCUAAAGGUCAAGUCUUUGCAACCUCUGCUAUCAGGGGCAUCCGUUUCCUGCAGAUCUUACGGAUGCUGCACGUUGACCGUCAGGGCGGUACCUGGAGGCUGCUUGGAUCAGUGGUGUUCAUACACAGACAGGAACUGAUAACUACACUCUACAUUGGAUUUCUGGGCCUGAUUUUUUCCUCUUAUUUUGUGUACCUGGCUGAGAAAGAUGCUGUAAAUGAUUCUGGAGAAACGGAGUUUGGCAGCUAUGCAGAUGCCCUGUGGUGGGGAGUAGUGACUGUUACAACUAUUGGCUAUGGAGAUAAAGUACCACAGACCUGGAUAGGAAAGACAAUUGCAUCUUGUUUUUCAGUGUUUGCAAUCUCAUUUUUUGCACUGCCUGCGGGAAUUCUUGGUUCAGGCUUUGCCCUAAAGGUACAACAGAAACAAAGACAGAAGCAUUUCAACCGUCAGAUUCCAGCUGCUGCCUCGCUCAUACAGACUGCAUGGAGAUGCUACGCUGCAGAAAACCCAGACUCUUCUACAUGGAAAAUCUACAUUCGAAAACCUGCCAGGAAUUGUCAUUUGCUCUCACCCAGUCCAAAACCAAAGAAAUCAGUGAUGGUUAAAAAGAAGAAAUUUAAGUUAGACAAGGACAAUGGGCCUUCUUCUCCAGACAGGAUGUUGGCUAUACCACACAUCACUUACGACCACGUGGCUGAGGACAGGAAAACUGAUUUCAGUUUUGAACCAUUUGAAAAUUCUGAUUGUCAGCGCUCCUGGUCAUCCUUUUCCACAGACCAGCAGUCUUCCAGUGCUCCUUCCUCUCCAGUAAAAAAGAGCCCGGCGUUUCUAGAUGUGGGCACAGGACCCUUCAUCAGGACCAGCAGCUUUGCUGAUGAGCUUGACCUGGAGGGUGAGACACUGCUGACCCCAAUAACUCACAUCUCACAGCUGCGGGAACACCACCGUGCUGCCAUCAAGGUGAUUCGGAGGAUGCAGUAUUUUGUGGCAAAAAAAAAGUUCCAGCAAGCCAGAAAGCCUUAUGAUGUCCGAGAUGUUAUUGAGCAGUACUCUCAGGGCCACCUCAACCUGAUGGUGCGAAUCAAGGAGCUGCAGAGGAGGUUGGACCAGUCCAUAGGAAAACCAUCUCUUUUUAUCUCCGUCUCAGAGAAAAGCAAAGAUCGAGGAAAUAACACGAUCGGUGCCAGGCUGAACAGAGUGGAGGACAAGGUCACACAAAUGGACCAGAAGCUGAACCUCAUCACAGACAUGCUGCAUCAUCUGGUUUCCCGUCAGCAGGGGGAUGAGGGCAACAACAGAUCUCAGAGAAGCAACAACAAUGUCAGUUCAGAGCAUUUCCUCCCUAACAACACCCUGCCCACCUACGAGCAGCUGACAGUACCGGGAGGAAGUGAAGACGACAUCUCCUGAUGUGGUGCAAGUCUGGGUUGGGUUGUUCCUACUUUUCUCCUCUGAACGGGACUGAGUGUUGAGAACCUGGGAGAAAUUAAGUUCAUCAGCCAACCAAGAAAUCGUGCAACUGCUGUAUCUACACCACUAGUCUCAAACAUGCUAAAGUUUCCCACAGUAGCCAAAGGAUUGCCAGGCUGUCUUCCACCAGACAAAACUUCUGGAAGCUCCACAUUGAUUUUGUUCCUGAACAAAUGAUCACAACUUGUUAUUUCUCAAAAAGACCAAAAUUAUGUAAAGACAGGCAAAAUGGCAAGGAUUUAGA
Vidua macroura (Pin-tailed whydah) is the source of this 2383-nucleotide messenger RNA. It is a transcript of the gene KCNQ1, whose product is annotated as potassium voltage-gated channel subfamily Q member 1. Gene Ontology annotation, biological process: potassium ion transport; transmembrane transport. Gene Ontology annotation, molecular function: voltage-gated potassium channel activity. The record is from RefSeq and is a predicted model, not a curated record. Lineage: Eukaryota; Metazoa; Chordata; Aves; Passeriformes; Viduidae. The transcript is spliced from 17 exons. The coding region runs from base 7 to 2079 and encodes 690 amino acids. Gene Ontology annotation, cellular component: membrane; voltage-gated potassium channel complex.